AUGCCUGCGUCUAUUGGUGUUAAUUUACGCGUAACUGGCCACUGCAGCCAAGGCGGGAGAAAGUACAUGGAAGAUUUGUUUGCCGUUGCUUAUCAACAAACUGAGGACGAAAGAGAUUUGGAAUACGCUUUUUUCGGCAUAUAUGAUGGCCAUGGUGGUAGCGAAGCUGCUGCAUUUGCAAAGGAACAUUUGAUGGACUCUAUAGUGAAACAGAGGCAGUUCUGGUCAGACAACGAUGAGGACGUACUAAAAGCAAUCAGAAAUGGUUACAUGUUGACCCACUUGAACAUGUGGAAAGAGUUAGAGAAAUGGCCAAAAACUGUAACAGGGUUACCAAGCACUGCAGGUACAACUGCAAGCAUAGCUUUCAUACGCCGUGGCAAAAUAUAUAUUGGACAUGUUGGUGAUUCAGCCAUUGUCCUUGGUUACCAAAAAGAUGGCUGUGAGGAGUGGGCUGCUAAACCAUUGACAUCGGAUCACAAACCAGAAUCCACAAAUGAAAUAGAACGCAUCCAAAGAUGUGGAGGAAAAGUUGUCGCAAAAGCAGGUGUGCCCCGUGUUGUAUGGAACAGACCACGGCUGGGGCACAAGGGACCAAUAAAGAAGAAUACUCCAAUGGAUGAGAUACCAUUUUUAGCAGUGGCGAGGUCGCUAGGUGAUCUGUGGAGUUAUAAUCCCCAAAAUGACGAAUUUAUAGUCAGUCCUGAUCCUGAUGUAGGUGUGCUGACUAUAGAUCCAUCUAAAUUUCGGUGUCUGAUUUUUGGAACUGAUGGACUGUGGAAUAUGAUAUCGUCAGAGGGUGCAGUUAGUCUAGUUCAAGCGACAGAACGGCAUAACGAGGCUGCUUUGGUAGGCGGUAACGGCAAUCAGCCGAGAGACUGGCUGAACCCUUCAAAGAGCCUAGUAGAUCAUGCUCUAGAGAGGUGGUCAAACACAAGAAUGCGAGCCGACAAUACGUCUGUAGUGACACUGAUGCUGGAUCCCCCCGGUCCACCGCGCGCCACGGUGUUGCGCUCGCGCAGUAGCGCCGUGCGCAGCGCGCCUGCAGUCCCGCCCGCGCCCGUGCCGCCCCCACAAGAGGCGCCCGCCGAGCCGGAAGCACGCCCCGUGCCGCAGAACGGGCUCACCAUCAUGACUCGCUACUCUGACACCGAACGCACCGCGCCGCCACCCGCUCCCGACGCGCCCCUUCCGCCCUGCGCCACGCUCGACACGCGCCUGCCUGCGCCACCAGGCCCGCCGGCUCCUACGGACGAUGCCGAACGUGACCCCCUCGAUACGGACUCUGAUGACGCCAUUGUCAAUUAUGGGAACCCGGCCGAGUCUUACUUCAUGGCACGCUUGCUCAACCGCACUCGUGUAAUUAAUACACUUUCGGCAGUGCACGAUGAGAUAGCCGGGGAUACUUCACCUCGCGCCCCGUCCGAGCCUCGUGAGCGACCGCCCGCACCGAUCACCGUUAUAGCGGACGCCGAGGGUGAAGGGGACGCUGCCGCCGGCGUUAGACCGCCGCUACCGCCCCGUACAUCUAUCGCGGAGCCGGUGAUCCCUGCCGUCGAGCAGGUCCGCACCGUCGCCGACGACGGUGGAAUACAAAUCAACGAAGUGUCCUCCAGCUCUCCCACUGAAGGACCGUCGCGGCCCCGAGGUCGUCGCCCGCGCACAGAUAUGCGUCGGGAACCGCCACCCGCCGCCCCAGACCGGGUGCUCCGCUCUCACUACGAGUCGGAGCCGGCCCCGCGCCCUCACACGCGCCAGGCCGCCACUCGCUCACGUCCUCCGGCUCAGUCGCCGGCGCCGCCCGUCGAUCGCGUAGUCAUACUUACGCGAAGGUCCACACCUGCGGCCGCACCGCCGCCGCCGCCUCCUCCGCCGCGAACCGACCGUACCGCGAUCGUGACGGAUCCUCGCCCGUCCACUCGUCGCGUCACUCCGGCGCCGAACGAAUCGGUCACAGUCGAGGAGGACGUAAAACGGGGCGGACCGCGUGCCACUCGUUCUCAGGGUGCGGCAGGGGUCACCCCGCUCGCUCAGAAGAUCACACGUAGUAUAGGAAUGUACGCGCGUGAGUUGCGCGGCGCUGCAGCGGCCGCUGCCGCCGCGGCCGGUGCGCGGGCGGGAAACUCGGCGCGCGCCCCGGGCCCGGCGCGGCGGGCCCCGGCGGCGCGCCGCCCCCCCGCGGACCGCUCGAAGGAGAACCUCGGCGCCGCGAGGGGCCGCGCCCGCGCCCGCGCCGCGCCCGCCGCCUCGCCCUCGCCCCCGGCGCCCCGCCCGCGCACGCGCCGCGCGGAUAGCGCCCGCGACGAGACCGAGGUGCACUCCACCACGGGCGAGCCGCUCGCUCCGCCGCCGCCCGACGCGUGCGCCGGCGCGCCCGCUCCUGCCGUGAGGCCGCGCGCCCUCCGCUCUCGCAACGACGCAGGGGAACCGGUGCGGAUGAUACGCGAGACGGGCGCCUGCAAGCGGGCUCGUUGUGGCGACGACGGGGCCGGCGGCGGCGCCAGCAAGGCCGCUCGCCUGGCCCCGGAGCGCUGCGCCCGCGCGCUCGGCAAGCGCGCGACGGGCCCGUGGGCGCCGGCCCUGGCGCUGCGCAAUCGCCUGAGGCGACGGUUGGCCAAGUAG
This is a messenger RNA of Arctia plantaginis, 2622 nucleotides long. The record is from the annotation of a GenBank genome assembly. NCBI's taxonomy places the organism in Eukaryota, Metazoa, Arthropoda, Insecta, Lepidoptera, Erebidae.